GCUCCAACAACGCCAAUCGAGAUCCUUCGGACAUGUGGAACUUGAAAAGUGAAAACCUUCGUCUCCUCCUUUCUGUUCUGACUUACUCGGUCUCUGUUGCACUCUCUUUGUCGUCUUCCACUUCUUCUUCUCCUUCUCUUCGGCUGAAGUAGAAAGUUGCGGUAGAUCUCUGCCAAGGAAAUCGGCGCCAAUGUCGACCCACCUUCUUCUUCUUCUUCUGAUAUGUUUCGCAUCUUCUUCUUCCUUCGUGUCUCUGACCGAAGCUUCGGUGCAUGAGUACCGAACUGAGAGAUUCAUGUCCAAAGGCAACGCCUUUGUCUUCCAUGGCGGCAGCGAGGGCAUCUACUCUUCUCUCUCCGACAACUUCACUUCCGGUUCUGAUUCUUCUUUUAUCCGUUUUGAGAAGAUAACGUUUCGGAGGCCCGAGAAAGUCUCUAACAGAUCCUCAUUGCCAAUCCAUGCCGUGAUUUUCGAGGUGGAGGAUCGAGAGAACAUAGGAGGAUCAGCUUAUGGCGGGCAAAGGGCUGUCUGUUGUACUUCUGAUCUGGCAAAACUCGGUGUUUGCUCACGUGGAGAUAUCAUUUAUCAUCCUUCGGCUUUUGACUCUCUCUGGCCUCAGGUGUUUGGUGUUUCGUUCAUCGAUAAUGAGUUGACUGCUACCUUGCCAUUGAGCUCGAUACAGAUCACUAGGACUGGAAUGUACAACUUGUAUUUUAUCCAUUGUGAUCCGAAUCUUAAGGAUUUGGUCGUCGAGGGGAAAACCAUUUGGAAAAACCCCGGUGGGUAUCUGCCCGGUAGAAUGGCUCCACUUAUGUACUUUUACGGGUUCAUGUCUCUAGCUUUCGUAGUUCUUGGCCUCUUCUGGUUCUCGCAGUAUGCCAGAUUUUGGAGAGAAGUGUUUCCGUUGCAGAAUUGCAUAACUCUGGUGAUAACACUGGGAAUGUUUGAGAUGGCUCUCUGGUAUUUUGAUUAUGCGGAAUUCAACGAGACCGGGAUCCGACCCACGGGGAUCACCAUCUGGGCGGUCACGUUCGGUACCAUUAAACGCACAGUUGCCCGUAUCAUCAUCCUGAUUGUCUCAAUGGGCUAUGGUGUUGUGAGGCCAACACUCGGUGGCCUUACAUCGAAAGUUAUCAUGCUUGGGUUUACCUUCUUCACAGCAUCUGAAACUCUCGAAAUUAUUGAAAAUGUCGGUGCUGUCAGCGACCUCUCGGGAAAGGCUCGGCUGUUUUUGGUUCUCCCGGUUGCGAUAUUGGAUGCUUUCUUCAUCAUAUGGAUAUUCAAAUCACUUUCUGCUACGUUCAAAAAGCUUCAGGCAAGAAGGAUGGUGGUUAAGUUGGACAUAUACAGAAAGUUCACAAAUGCUUUGGCUGUGGCCGUUUUGGUUUCCGUGGGUUGGAUUUUCUACGAGCUUUAUUUCAAGUCAAAGGACGUCUACAACGAGCAUUGGCAAAAGGCUUGGAUCAUCCCGGCUUUUUGGCAGCUACUCUCGUUCUCGCUUCUCAGUGUUAUCUCCGCUCUCUGGGCCCCGUCUCAGAAAUCGACCAGGUAUGCGUACUCGGGAGAUGCGAAUGGAGAGUUCGAGAAGGAUGAUUACAGUCUAACCCUCAUAAAACCGGGUCCGGUCCCUUCUCAUGAAGUUCAUCAGAACCUGUCUGAGACAAGACAUCUUCAAGCUGACAAAGGAGCACUAGAUGGAGAUCUAGAGGAAGACAAAAGGGAUUGAGGCAGAAACCAGAGUUUGAUGUCGCCAAAAUCGGGCCAGUCAGUCACGGUUCAGUUUAUUGCUGUCUCCUCCAUUGAUGGGAAACCGACCGUCCUCUGUUCUCGCUCCUAUACUUCGUCUUCUUCUUCCUUCUUCAAUGCUGGGAAGUCUCAAUGCAUUCUUUCUAAGUUAAUUUAAGGAGUUACAGAAUGGAUCAGGUGUAUCUGUUAUAGGGUUUGUAUUGUUCUAUAGCAUAAUUGUUGUACCAAA
Messenger RNA from Tarenaya hassleriana, 1975 nucleotides. RefSeq names its product transmembrane protein 87A. Gene Ontology annotation, cellular component: membrane; Golgi apparatus. NCBI's taxonomy places the organism in Eukaryota, Viridiplantae, Streptophyta, Magnoliopsida, Brassicales, Cleomaceae. The transcript has 5 exons. The record is from RefSeq and is a predicted model, not a curated record. Bases 191 to 1726 code for a protein of 511 amino acids. Gene Ontology annotation, biological process: transport.